AUGACUACUCAAUCAAAGUGGAAAGUAGAGAAAAACAAGAUCUUGAAUAUGCCUUUGGAAGAGAAGAGGAAAAUAUACAGAAACAGUGAUUUUAUCGUACUAGAUAGAGUUGAUCCUUGGUCAAAGUUUUUUAGUAAAAACGAAAAAGAAAUUGAGAAUUUCAAGCAUACCCUGGACGAUCUGACUGAAUUUCAAAAGAUUAAAUUGGAUUCUUCCAAGAAUAAAGAGCUUGCAGACAGAAUAUCCAUUUUUCAAGGGGAUAUCACCAAACUCGAAAUAGAUGCCAUUGUUAAUGCAGCAAACUCCAGAUUAGUAGCUGGUGGAGGUGUAGAUGGGGCUAUACACCGUGCCGCAGGUUCAUUGCUUCAGGAGGAAUGCAACUCAUUGCGUGGCUGCCCUACUGGAGAUGCUAAGGUCACUGGUGGCUACAACUUGCCUUCAAAAUAUGUCAUUCAUACUGUUGGCCCACAAGAUGGUUCCGCUAAAGCAUUACAAUCAUGUUAUGAAAAGUGUUUGCAGUACCAGCAAGAGUAUCGCAUUAAGUCCAUUGCUUUCCCAUGCAUUAGUACAGGCAUCUACGGGUUCCCAAAUAGAUUAGCAGCUCACAUUGCAUUGAGAACAGCCAGAAAGUUUCUAGAAACUAAUGAGGAUAUGGAAAGAAUUAUCUUUUGCACAUUUAUGCCUGUUGAUGUUGAUAUUUAUAAGACUCUUUUGCAAAUGUAUUUUCCUAUACACGCUUCUAAUUAUAAUGAUGGAGCUUCUGUUUCUGAAUAA
Molecule: messenger RNA, 774 nt
Organism: Chilo suppressalis (striped riceborer)
Lineage: Eukaryota; Metazoa; Arthropoda; Insecta; Lepidoptera; Crambidae
Source: the annotation of a GenBank genome assembly